Messenger RNA from Symbiodinium pilosum, 1158 nucleotides. Lineage: Eukaryota; Dinophyceae; Suessiales; Symbiodiniaceae. The record is from the annotation of a GenBank genome assembly.
AUGGCUCGCCGCCGUGUGGCACUGCUGGGUGGAGACCGAGCCAGCUUUGUGAAUGCCUUGCCGGCAAAGCCGCACGGAAUCAAGUACCGAAAGCACUCGGUGAAAGCCGGCCACAUCGUUGGCACGGAGGCGGACAGCGAGUCCGCCGCGCGCGUCACCGUCGGUCUGCUGGGAGGUAUCUCGUUCUGGUGGUUCAUGUACUGGCUUUUCUUCAAGGCGAUCGAGCACAUCACCAAGAUCGUGCAGGGCAAUCCCGAGCUGGAGAUUGCCACCUUUGUAUUCUUCAGCAUAUUCCCCAUGGUCCUGGCACAGAAAGGAUUUGUCAAGUGGGGGGUUGACAGACCGCUGCGAAUCCUGGCGAGGUAUAUGCCUACUGUCGGACUUCGACAUAUUGUGCUGUCUGCCAUUCCUGGGAUGCACAACGUGAUGACGGGACUGCUGGUCUUCUUUGCAGUAAACUUGCUAACUGCUGCGGUGCCCGAAGGCAUGCACUUCGAGUUGCCGCAGAACCUGAAGGCUCUCCUAAUGGAGAGGAAUCUGAGAAGUCGGCUGAUGCUCGUGCAGACGAUGGAUCCUGAUGGCAACGGCAUCCUCACAGGUGUCGAGCUAGAGAGUGUGGUUCAGAACUGUUCGGUGAAGAUUCUGACGGUGCUGAUGUACUUGGAGGCAGGCCUGUUUGGCCUUUAUGCUCUGGCAAAGCCGAAGAAAUACAAGGCUGUUGGCAACGAUGUCAUAGACGUGUACUGGAGGAGCGUUGAGCAAAAACUUCCAAAGGCUGUCGUUCUCAGCGUUCUUCUGUAUUCUGCCAUCUUGCUGACCACUGUCUCUGGUGUUCUGAAAACAUUGGGCUUCUCACCCAGGAGCAUCCUGGCCCUGGGCGGGGUGAGCGGCUUGGCCUUUGGCUUGGCCUCGCAGAACCUCGUCGGGAACUUCAUGUCAGGCAUCUUGCUGAUCGUAAACCGCCAGUUCACGAUUGGCGACGUCAUAGAAACGAAUGGCAUUACAGGAAAAGUGAUGGCAAUGGGCUGGACCUUCAUCGAGAUACAACGUGGAGAUGAUCUGGUUAUGCUGCCUAACUCCCAGGUGGUGGGCACAACUGUGAUUCAGAUCGGACACUUCUCCCAAGAUGAAGGCGAUACAGCUACAGCCGUGGAGUGA